Messenger RNA from Arachis stenosperma, 876 nucleotides. RefSeq lists its product as uncharacterized. Lineage: Eukaryota; Viridiplantae; Streptophyta; Magnoliopsida; Fabales; Fabaceae. The transcript is spliced from 2 exons. The coding region runs from base 113 to 553 and encodes 146 amino acids. The record is from RefSeq and is a predicted model, not a curated record.
CAAAGAAGUGCAAUGGACGGCUUUGUAAAUGAUCCAUUAACUUGGGAGCUAAGGAGCAGACACAGAGGGCUUGCUUUUCGAUCAUUGAUCGAUCCUUCAGAAUCUGAAAUCAAUGGAAGAAGGAAGUGACAGCAGCAAACACAACAAGAAGAAGCCAACCAAGAGAAAACCAGUGUUCACCAAAGUGGAUCAGCUCAAACCUGGUACCACCGGUCACACCUUGGUCGCUAAUGUUUUAUCUUCAAACACUGUUCUCCACAAAGGAAGACCCACCCCUCCCUCUGUUCGCCCCACUCUCAUCGCCGAGUGCCUCAUCGGCGACGAAACCGGCACCAUCAUCUUCACCGCUCGCAACCAACAAGUUGACUUAAUGAAGGCUGGAACCACCGUAAUUCUUCGUAAUGCAAAGAUUGACAUGUUCAAGGGUUCAAUGAGGCUAGCUGUUGACAAAUGGGGCCGGAUCGAGGUAACUGAACCAGCGAAAUUCACAGUGAAAGAAGAUAACAACCUCUCUCUGGUUGAAUAUGAAUUGGUGAAUGUCGUUGAAGAAUAAUUCCCAUAGAAGAAUGCAAAAGAAAGCUACAUGGUUUGAUCUAUGGUGCAAUGGAUACUGUGAAGGGUGAAACUUAACUGGUGAUGGAUGGAUGGAUUGGUAUACUUUCUCAUUUUAAUUUGCCGGCAUUUUCCUUUCAACACGCUUGACAUCAUUUAGGGUAAAAGUUCAUGGCACUUGAACAAUCUUGUGUGCCAAGCUAUAUAUAGAUUUGCUACUAUCUUUAUCAGCAACUGUAUCCAAUGAACUUUAAAAGAGAAGUAUCUUAUCGUGUUAAUAUAAUCAUCGAUAUAAUCGAAUUGGACUUGCGAACGAUGUUUAUG